GUGACUUGACGCCCGUUAGUUUUAAUCUCGGUCCGCGGCUCGUGAGGAUCAUUGACACUGCAGAGAUGGCAGGAAGAGACCGGGUCGUUCACCUGCUCAGGCAGCUCGAGCGCGCGGCGUGCAGAUGUCCCGCUCACUCUAACACCUUCCACCAAGGUUCUGGAGCUGCAACAUGUACGGUCAGGAAAACCGACUACGCCUUCGAGAUGGCGAGUUCCAACAUCAGAUAUGGAGAAGGAGUCAGCAGGGAGAUCGGCAUGGACCUGCAGAACCUCGGAGCCCGGAACGUCUGUCUGAUGACAGACAAGAACUUGUCCCGCCUUCCCCCGGUGAAGGCCGUCCUGGAGUCUCUGGCCAAGAGCGGAAUCAAGUACAAGGUGUACGACAACGUCCGGGUGGAGCCCACCGACACCAGUUUUAAAGACGCCAUCUCGUUUGCUAAAAACGACUCAUUCGACGUGUUUGUGGCGGUGGGUGGGGGCUCAGUGAUCGACACCUGUAAAGCAGCCAACCUGUACGCUUGUCACCCUGACGCCGACUUCCUGGACUUUGUCAACGCCCCGAUCGGUAAAGGGAAGCCGAUCACCAAAGCUGUGAAGCCGCUCAUUGCAGUCCCAACCACCGCCGGCACUGGCAGUGAGACGACCGGAGUCGCCAUCUUUGACUACGAGCCUCUGAAGGCCAAGACAGGUAUCGCCAGCCGAGCCAUCAGACCCACGCUGGGUAUUGUGGACCCGACACACACACUGAGCAUGCCCGAAAGAGUUGCCGCCAACAGUGGCUUCGAUGUGCUCUGUCAUGCUCUGGAGUCUUACACCGCUCUGCCCUACAACCAGAGAAGCCCAUGCCCCCCCAACCCCAUCAACCGCCCCGCCUACCAGGGCAGCAACCCCAUCAGCGAUGUGUGGUCCCGCCACGCCCUCAACGUGGUCUCCAAGUACAUGAAGCGAGCUGUACGGGACCCUGAGGACCUGGAAGCCCGGUCCAGCAUGCACCUGGCCAGCGUGUUCGCUGGGAUCGGCUUCGGAAACGCUGGAGUUCAUCUGUGUCAUGGGAUGUCGUACCCGAUCGCUGGAAACGUGAAGACUCACUCAGCCAAAGGUUACAGUGUGGAGCACGCCCUGGUGCCUCACGGUCUCUCAGUUGUCCUCACGUCUCCGGCUGUUUUCAACUUCACUGCCCCGAUGUGUCCAGAGCGUCACCUGGAUGCUGCAGAGAUCCUCGGUGCAGAUAUCCGGCAGGUGAAGCGGGCGGAUGCAGGUGCUGUUCUGGCUGACACACUGCGUCAGUUCCUGUUCGAGCUGCAGGUGGAGGACGGACUGGGAGCGCUGGGUUACAGUAUAGACGACGUCCCGGCUCUGGUCAGAGGAACGAUCCCACAGGAGCGAGUGACCAAACUGUCUCCCAGAGAGCACAGUGAGGAGGACCUGACCGAGCUGUUCUCAGCCUCCAUGAAGCUCUACUGACCCUGAACGCAUCGCCUCUGUCUGUGCUGUGUCGAGCUGCAGUUCUUCUAACAGCCACUAGAUGCUGCUGCGCCUCCACCUGCACAGACUCUAGUGUGACUGGACAUGUGACUGGACAUGUAACCCAUUUGGACGUGUCCUCCUGUCUGUUCAUCAGUGUCGUCAUGUGUUCAUUAAAGGUGCGACUCAAACAUCUGGAUGUAACAUCACAAACUAUCACAGUUUAACAGGAAGUUGAGUAAAUAACAUGAAACUCUUUGUUUUCAGUUUGUCAACAAAUAAAUUAAUAGAUGAAUUAACUGAUUAUAAUAUUAACUUGUUUUAAUGGAUCAACACAGUUUAAAACAUUAAAACAACUGCAACAA
Seriola dumerili (greater amberjack) is the source of this 1831-nucleotide messenger RNA. It is a transcript of the gene adhfe1, whose product is annotated as alcohol dehydrogenase, iron containing 1. The record is from RefSeq and is a predicted model, not a curated record. Gene Ontology annotation, molecular function: alcohol dehydrogenase (NAD+) activity; metal ion binding. The coding region runs from base 66 to 1466 and encodes 466 amino acids. Gene Ontology annotation, cellular component: mitochondrion. The transcript has 14 exons. Lineage: Eukaryota; Metazoa; Chordata; Actinopteri; Carangiformes; Carangidae.